Molecule: messenger RNA, 2612 nt
Organism: Schistocerca americana (American grasshopper)
Lineage: Eukaryota; Metazoa; Arthropoda; Insecta; Orthoptera; Acrididae
Product: cationic amino acid transporter 3-like
Exons: 14
Coding region: 58-1890 (610 amino acids)
Biological process (GO): amino acid transport; transmembrane transport
Cellular component (GO): plasma membrane
Molecular function (GO): amino acid transmembrane transporter activity
Source: RefSeq, a predicted model, not a curated record
UCACAUCAAGUGUGCAACAUAUUUCAGCCCUAUUCAUUAGCAGCUACAGAUUUCAAGAUGUUUCCAUCUUUAGUGAAGAAAAUGACUAAAAAAAAGCAGUUUGAUGACACUAAUAUUUCUCAGAGUAGUCUAGCAAGAGUACUUACACUUUUUGAUCUCAUUGCACUGGGUGCUGGCAGCACACUUGGCCUUGGUGCAUAUGUCGUGUCUGGAUCUGUGUCAAGAAAUGAAGCUGGUCCAGCAAUAGCAAUCUCAUUUUUCAUUGCAGCUGUAGCAUCAUUGUUGGCAGGUUUGUGUUAUGCCGAGUUUGCAGCUCGAGUUCCUCGUGCAGGAUCUGCUUACAUUUACAGUUAUGUUACUGUAGGUGAAUUUAUAGCCUUUCUCAUAGGUUGGAAUCUCAUUCUGGAAUAUGUGAUAGGUGCAGCUAGUGUAGCCAGAGGUCUCACUGGAUAUAUUGACUCAUUAGUAAAUAAUUCUAUUUCAAAUGCUUGCAGGCAAGCAAUGCCAAUUAAUAUUGAAUUUUUAUCUGAUUAUCCAGAUUUUUUGGCAUUUGGACUAACUUUUCUCCUCACAGUUCUUCUGGCGUUUGGUGUGAAGGAGUCAUCAAUCAUUAGCAACAUAAUGGGUGUAGCUAAUAUUGGUGUUUUAACUUUUGCCAUCAUUGCCGGUGCAUUGAAAGGUAACAUAGAUAACUGGCAAAUACAAAAGAAUGAAAUACCUGACAGUUAUAAUGGUGGUGAAGGUGGAUACGUACCAUUUGGAAUUGCUGGAAUUAUCAAAGGAGCAGCAACUUGUUUUUACGCUUUUGUUGGCUUUGAUGCUGUAGCUACAACAGGAGAGGAAGCUCUAAAUCCGAAGCGAAACAUUCCUUUGUCUAUUAUAAUCUCGCUGUUUAUUGUCUUUUGCUACUACUUUGGAAUUUCAUCAGUGCUUACCCUCAUGCUUCCAUACUACCAACAGGAUACGAGUGCCCCACUAUCAUAUGCAUUUCAAGAGGUUGGUUGGGACUGGGCAGCAUGGAUCGUAAGUGUGGGAGCAAUAUUUGGUCUUGGAGCAAGCUUCCUUGGAGCAAUGUUUCCACUUCCACGGAUAAUCUAUGCUAUGUCUGAAGACCGUUUGCUUUUUCCAUUCUUGGGAAAGGUACAUCACAGAUUUAAAACUCCUUUCAUUGGAACCAUUUGUGCUGGAAUCAUCACCGCUUUUAUGGCACUCAUCUUCAAUGUGGAUCAGCUAGUUAGCAUGCUAUCAAUAGGAACAUUGACAGCAUAUUCUAUGGUCUCUGCAUGUGUGCUACUGUUAAGGUAUACAGGAGAAACUGAAGACCAUCUACAAAUUGAGGAGAAAGAUGCUGGGAAACAAAACACAGAUUCAGCUGAAGGAACCAGAAUUAAACAAUCAAAUAUUAUAGCUACUGGGAGACAAAUACUAAACAUUGACAAAUUUAAAAGGCCAACAAAAUUGUCAACAAAAAUUGUUGCAUAUGAAAUUGUGUUAUAUUUAAUCCUAUGCAUCCUGACAUCACAGCUUGUAAUACAAGCAGGCUCAUCUAUUGAAGCAGUAAACCCAUUGGCCAUAUCAGGUCUCAUUAUUGUUUUACUGUGUAUUGUCUGUAUAUUGAUUUCCAUUGGACGGCAACCAGUGUCAGAAAAGGAAUUAACUUUUAAGGUACCAUUUAUACCAAUUCUGCCUGCAAUAUGUAUUUUUGUCAACACUUAUUUAAUGAUGAUGUUGGAUGUAUUCACAUGGAUCCGAUUUGGUGUAUGGCUCAUUAUAGGGCUCUUGAUUUACUUCACAAUUGGUUACUGUAUCAGUGACCCAAAGGACAAAAACACAAAUGAUGUUACUGCACAGGGGCUGGAUAAUUUGGCAUACACGGAAAAUGCUGAAUGAGCUCUGUUGCUGCUACAAUAAUGUGACAUAUAUAUGUAUAUACAGUAACUGGAUAAACACAAUUCAUCAUGGAUAAAAAAUCUUUGUAGCUUGCGUGCUUCUAUCUGUAUUUGUUUUUUAUUAAUUUGUAAUGUUUAACAAUUCACAAAUAUAUUUAUUCAGUUACUUUUUUAAUACAAAUGUAGCUUUGAGAAACAUAUGAAUGUUCAUGAUUAUCCCUAUCAUCAUUAAGUAAAAUACGUACAACCAUCCAUCAUCAAUGACAAGCUGAGAACACUAUAGGAAUCUCAUCAAUACCAAAUUGUAACAGUGACACUCAGUAUACUUGUGACACUAAGAAAUCUGGGUAAUUGAGUUUGUAUGAACUCAUUGAACAGGAUGAUAUUCGCUACUGGCAAUAGUGCUUUUCAGUUUUCCCAUAAAAAACAGCACAUUUUUACACAGAUUAACAACAUGAGGAAAAAACUGCUGCUGUACAUGGAAUAUUUGUACAAGAGUUGCAUUAUCAAAAAUAACUCAUCUCUACUCAACAAUCAAGCAUGUUAAAAACUGAUAAUCCUGGAAUUGUUAUGUUCAAAAACUUAAAUAAACCAAAUUGAUGUUCCACAAUAAUAUUUAUUUAAUACAAACAAUCCUGUUGGAGGAAUGUCCUCAACCGAGCAUUAUACCAGAGUUUGAAAAUACCACUACAGUUGUAAAGUUCUUUUAGUAUCACAUGACCG